Pocillopora verrucosa is the source of this 1482-nucleotide messenger RNA. RefSeq names its product BTB/POZ domain-containing protein 6-like. Lineage: Eukaryota; Metazoa; Cnidaria; Anthozoa; Scleractinia; Pocilloporidae. The record is from RefSeq and is a predicted model, not a curated record. Gene Ontology annotation, biological process: neurogenesis. Gene Ontology annotation, molecular function: protein binding. Gene Ontology annotation, cellular component: cytosol.
CCAAUAUAAAAACUUCUCUACCUCCCUAACUAAAGCGAAUUGUCCCUGUCUCUAAAGCCAGAAGCAGCUAUCAUGUCUCUCACCGAAGACAAUUGGCAAACAACACGACCAACUAUCAGAGAAAGAACUAAGUUCGUUUUCAACAACGAACGUUUCAGCGAUGUCAACUUUGUUGUUCGGAAGAUGGACGAUGAACGCGAAAGUAAACACGUGAUUCCUGCUCACAAGUUGGUUCUGUCCAUCGGUAGCCCUGUGUUUGAAGCCAUGUUUUACGGCCAGUUGCCGGAGACUAAACACUCUAUUGAACUGCCUGACUGCGAGUACGAGAGUCUCUUGGAGUUGUUUCGUUACAUAUACAGCGAUGAGGUGGCUUUGAAUGGAAGUAACGUGAUGAGAGUAUUAUAUUUAGCAAAGAAAUACAUGGUGCCGUCACUCGCCGAGGAGUGUUCCAAAUAUCUUCUAAAGAACUUGGAUCCAUCCAAUGUUUUCAGUAUCCUUCCAUCCAUACAGAAAUAUCAAGAGAAAGACCUAAUGGAACGAUGCUGGAAACUGAUCGACGAAAAGACAAAGGAAGCUUUGAGAACGGAUGAAUUUGCGACAAUUCAGAGGUCCUUACUUAAAGAGGUAAUCAUUAGAGACAAUCUAUCCGUUGAUGAGAUAGAUCUCUUUAAAGCUGUUGACUUGUGGGCCACAAAGGAAUGUGAGAGACAAGGUAUAGAGGCACAUGGUGACACGAAAAGAAGAAUUCUUGGAGAACAAAUUGUCAAAGCCAUACGCUUCCCAACAAUGAAGGAGGUAGACUUUGCAGGUGUGGUGCUUGACAGUGACAUUUUAACAAAACAAGAGAUUAUCAGUAUCUUCAAGUAUUUUAAUUCAAUCACUAAGUCUGUAGAAGGCUUUUCCAAGGCGAAGAGGUUUGGUGAUAUUAAACGAUGCUGCAGACUGGGCUUAAAGUCAGACAACCCAUGGAAUUAUCCCAAUCGCAGAGAUUGUUUUAACUUCUCUGUGGACAAGGAUGUGGCGUUACACGCGAUAAGCUUCUUUGGUAACGAAAAUCAAACUUACCCAGUCACCUUAGAGGUGAUAGACAACACAAGCAAAUCAGUUCUAGCAACCAAAACUGCAUCCUUUCCAUCAGAGUUGUUGCAGUGCGAGAAAUGCAGCUACCAAGGUUUUGAGGUUUAUUUCGACCAGCAAAUUAACAUAAAGAGAAACACCUCCUAUGCUAUAAGUGCUCUGAUAUCAGGUCCUCCUACUUGCCAAGGAAUUGGUUGUGUUGGCUCAAUUCAAAGUGCAGGUGUAACAUUCACUUUCACCAACAAUGAAUCCUCAACAAAUGGAACAAGCACCAUGUGCGGUCAAUUUCCAGAAUUAUUGUUUUCUCUACAAUAAUCACUAGUUAGUCGUAACAGAAAUGAGUACAUGGCUUGUGUAACAGGAUAAAAUGGAUUGCUUGUGGAGAACAGGUGCACAUGGCAGAGC